Messenger RNA from Fusarium graminearum PH-1, 645 nucleotides. RefSeq lists its product as uncharacterized. Lineage: Eukaryota; Fungi; Ascomycota; Sordariomycetes; Hypocreales; Nectriaceae. Bases 1 to 645 code for a protein of 214 amino acids. The transcript has 9 exons. The record is from RefSeq and is a predicted model, not a curated record.
AUGGUGGCCAAGUCUUCUAGUGAUUACAAGGAGUUGGUCGACGGAACCAAGUACCCUAACCCAUGCCCCACCCUACCCACCCCUCCCAAGACCCCACUACCUACAUCUCCCGUGUUGCCGAAGCGGGGUAUGGGUAGGGUCUGGAUAAUAUACGGAAGUGAUUGUGUGACUACCCGAAGAUAUUCCGGCAACAGAUCGCUGAUUGGUCGCAACUCAGUCACUCCAUUAUACUCUUACAGGUUGACACAGUAUGACUCGAUUAUCUGCAUCAGGCUUGAUGCAGACUUCGAUCAAGUUCGUGGAAAUAUUUGCCUCGAACUCGGUGGCAACUCUGGUAUUACGGUAAUCGUUACAGACAAUGGUCGGAGGGUCGAGUCUGAGAGUUGGAACGUUGCCGCCACGGAUCAAAUAACACAAGGCGCUGUUGGUGAUUCCAACAUUGAGCAGGGAGAAGACGUUGGUCUCAUUGAAAUCGCCAGUCAAUUGUGGACGGAUGCGGUUAGGCAGAAUUCCCUGCGUGAUGACACUUCUUCAAAGACUUGUGUUUUACUUGGGCUGGUUCAGUUUGCUUCGGUGGAUGGUUUUGUCUAUCGUAAGAUCUUCAGCACUUCUGAGAUAUUACAGUUAAUCUCGUGUCUCUUCUAG